UGGACGCUGCUGCUGCGGUAGUGAACUGACCCCUUACUUUCCAACACGCUGAAGAUUAGAAGUCUCAUGGCCUUGUUUAGUGGAGUUACAUCGUGCUAAGAGGCUACAUAACAACAUGGCCGAUUCUGACUUCAUCGCCCAGCAGCCCAACGAAGCUUCUCUGUGAUGUAUGAAAGAGGAAGACCAGUGCUGCAAGAGUUCCACUUCGCCGCCACCAACCACUACGCCACCGCCGCCGCCGCCAGCAGGAGACUCCAUGGAAGUACUGGACAGCCUCGGUAACAAUCAAUUGAUGGAGGAGAUCGCCAACCUCUCCCGACAGUUGCUACAGGAUGGUGAUUCUGAAAUGGUCUCCUUGGCCCACGGGAUCCUCAGCCUCACCGGGAACGUGUUGGCGGUGAACGGAAGCGGCUUCGUCAACGACCUCAACGACACCAACCUCGACAACAUCCCCACGCUGGGCGGUACCCUCUUCAACGUGACCCAUGGCGGCCUCCCCGUCAACGCUACUUCGCGGGGCGGCGGCGUGCAGUACGGCGACGAUGACGCCUUCGGCAACGACGCCGCCUGGAUCCUGACGGCGACCUUCAUCAUCUUUACCAUGCAGUCAGGAUUCGGUCUUCUGGAGUCUGGCUGCGUGUCCAUGAAGAACGAGACGAACAUCAUGGUGAAGAACGUAGUGGAUGUCGUUCUUGGGGGCUUUACGUACUGGCUCUUCGGCUACGCGCUCUCCUUCGGCAAGUCGGAGUGGACCAACCCUUUCUGCGGCUGGGGGGACUUCGCCAUCAACCCCGACGAGAACUCUAUGGGCAAGGUGUACACGACUUUCUUCUUCCAAAUGUCCUUCGCCACCACCGCCACCACCAUUGUGUCCGGCGCGAUUGCUGAGAGGUUCAACUUCGUGGCGUACGUGCUCUUCUCCGCUGUCAACACGGUCGUCUACUGCAUCCCCGCCGGCUGGAUCUGGGCGGACCACGGCUUCCUCUACAAGCUUGGGGUCGUGGACGUUGCGGGCUCCUGCGGCGUCCAUCUCUGCGGCGGCGCCUCGGCUCUGGUGGCUUCGAAGAUGGUCGGUCCUAGAAUCGGGCGUUACGACGACGGGGAAGGCUCGCUACCCAUGGGCUCGCCUACCAACGCUAUCCUGGGCAUGUUUAUGUUGUGGUGGGGCUGGCUGGGCUUCAACUGCGGCAGCACCUUCGGCAUCAACGGUGACCUGUGGAAGUACGCCGCCCGCACCGCCGUCUGCACGCUCCAGUCCAGCAUCGGCGGCGGCCUGGCGGGGAUGAGCCUCUCCUGGUACAAGAACCACCGACUCGAAGUGGGCGACGUGGUCAACAGCGUCCUCGGGGCCCUCGUCUCCAUCACGGCCGGGUGCGCGCUCUUCACCACCUGGGAGGCCCUGUUCAUCGGCGUGGUCGGGGGCCUCAUCGCCGUGCUGGGAAUGCCGCUGUUCGACAAGCUCCACAUCGAUGACCCUGUCGGCGCCGCUUCAGUACACGGUCUUUGCGGCAUGUGGGCGAUGAUAGCCAUUGGCCUCUUCGUGCAGGCAGACACCCUAGAGGGCAUGACGAAUGGGUACUCAGGGCUCUUCAGGGGCGGGGGCUUCUACCUGCUCGGCGUGCAGUCCCUGGCUUGCCUUUGCAUCUCGGUGUGGUCCAUGUCAGCCACCUUCAUCAUCCUCUACCUGAUCGACAAGUUCAUGAUGCCGAUACGCAUGAGCGAGUGGGAGGAGCUGGUCGGGGCGGACUUCGCGGAGCACGGCAUCAGGCGGCGCAACGUGGGCGUGUCGCGAGCCGUGUCGGUGUUGGGGCUGCAGCACAACGGCUUCGACUACAGCGACAUCUUGCCCCAAGGAGACAACCCGUGUCACGUCAAGGUGCUGAGCGACCUCGACAACCUCCAGUCACGGCGCGCCUCUACCUUAUCGAAGGCGGUGGCGCGGGUGACAGUUAACCCCUUCAAGAGCUCCCUCGGCCUCCUGCCCUCCUUCUUCCUCAACGGGAAGCCGGUCGACGAGGACAAGGACGCCAAGCUCACGCAGGUCACGCCUAUGAACAACUCAAACAACCAUUCCGCCUGGCAGUGACAUCAGGACCCCGCCACCACCGCCAGCCCCGUCCCCUCCAUCAUCAUCACCGCCACCAUCCGCCCACAAGAAAAUCAGAGUCAGUCCAUCGCCACAAGAGGAUCAGCCACAAAACGAUCAACCAUAAGAGAAUUACCCACAAGAGGAUCACCCACAAGAGAAUCACCCACAAGAGGAUCAGAGACAAGAGGACUACCCACAAGAGGAUCACCCACAAGAGGAUCAGAGACAAGAGGAUCAGCCACAAGAGGAUCAGAAACAAGAGGGUCACCCACAAGAGGAUCAGAGACAAGAGGAUCACCCACAAGAGGAUCUCCCACAAGAGGAUCAGAGACAAGAGAAUCAGCUGCAAGAGAAGCGGUCCAACGCCACCUCAGUCACAUC
This is a messenger RNA of Eriocheir sinensis (Chinese mitten crab), 2470 nucleotides long. Its product is annotated as putative ammonium transporter 3. Gene Ontology annotation, molecular function: ammonium channel activity. NCBI's taxonomy places the organism in Eukaryota, Metazoa, Arthropoda, Malacostraca, Decapoda, Varunidae. Gene Ontology annotation, biological process: ammonium homeostasis; ammonium transmembrane transport. Gene Ontology annotation, cellular component: membrane. The coding region runs from base 170 to 2086 and encodes 638 amino acids. The transcript has 14 exons. The record is from RefSeq and is a predicted model, not a curated record.